This is a messenger RNA of Cajanus cajan (pigeon pea), 1260 nucleotides long. RefSeq lists its product as uncharacterized. The record is from RefSeq and is a predicted model, not a curated record. NCBI's taxonomy places the organism in Eukaryota, Viridiplantae, Streptophyta, Magnoliopsida, Fabales, Fabaceae.
UAUCGUUGUGUUUCAUGUCUCUGUCUUUCUUUUCCUCCUUUUCUUGAAAACCAACCCGCAAAGCAAAUCCCCCAAAAGUGCCAACUUUUAUUUGACGCAAUGGGGGAUUUGGAGAAGCAAGAGAGGGUGGUGGUGCUCAUGAAGGAGGAGGAAGAGAAAGAGCGGUUGCUGGACUUUGAUGCGCUUUGCUCCACCGUCGCUUUGCAUGCUGCGCAUGGCAAAUGGGGGAAGCUGAGAGAUGGAGAGGAUGAAGAAGAGGGUGCUGAGUUUGGUGGAGUUUUCAGAAUGUGGGAAGGUGAAAUACUUGAUUGCUUUGAUCAUCAUCGUGUUGCUCUUGAAUCCACAUGUUGUCCUUGCUACCGAUUUGGGAAGAACAUGAAGAGAGCUGGUUUAGGUUCUUGCCACAUUCAGGCUUCAAUUUAUUUUCUUUUAGCUAUCGGUGCCUUUCUUAACUUGGUUGGCUUUGCUGUCACGAGACGUCACUGCUUUCUAUACCUGGCGCUUGCCUUCGUUGUUUCUAUUGGAGCAUAUUUAGGAUUCUUCCGGACACGUAUAAGACACAAAUUCAACAUUAAGGGAAGUGAUAGUUCCUUGGACGAUUUCCUUUACCAUUUCGCCUGUCCUUGUUGUACAUUAUCUCAGGAGUCUAGAACCCUUGAGAUGAACAAUGUUCAAGAUGGAAUAUGGCAUGGUCGAGGAGACAAAAUAUGCAUAGGUGGCUUUGGUGGAAAAAGCAAAGGACUCUUGGAGUUACAUCCUCCUCCUAUUGUCUGCAUCAAGUCUAGUAACGAAAGUUGCAUGGUAACAGACACAAAUGGCAGCAAUCCAUCUUGAAUUCAAGGUUGGGAGUAAGAGUUGAAAUGAAUCUUCAUCUUAAACAAACACAAAUGUCGCCACACAUUUCAAGUUCCCAUUGAAUUUCUUGCUAAGAAGAAACGUUGUGAGCAUUCCUCCAUGCAUAGACGGUUCAUACUCAACAUUAUGUUGUUGGAGGCACUGGGAAACAAUUGUUGUUUACUGUAUCUUUCUGGGAUGGCUUCUCGUUUGGACGUAGAACGAUAUGCUGUCUCAAAUUCAAUUCCUUCUGGGGAAGGAUAUGUUAAUAUGCUCAUGUACAUAAUCUUCUUUUAGUCUCAACUAAUGGGGUGGGUCUAAUUUUACAAACCCCUGUAAUAUAUUUUGAUUAGUUUGAAGAUGGUACAGGAAUGCCAUUAUGUUGUGCAUUUAUUUCAUAAAUUGAAAAUUCAUAAUUUAUAAUUA